CCGCCGCCCUCGCCUUCUGCGCCGCCACCGUCAUGGGCCUCAGCAUCUCCUCGCUCUUCUCGCGCCUCUUCGGCAAGAAGCAGAUGCGCAUCCUCAUGGUUGGUUUGGAUGCUGCUGGAAAAACCACACUUCUGUUCAAGCUGAAGCUAGGAGAGAUUGUCACUACACUUCCUACAAUUGGUUUCAAUGUGGAAACAGUGGAGUAUAAAAACAUCUGCUUCACUGUUUGGGAUGUUGGUGGUCAAGAUAAGAUUAGAAGACUCUGGUGGCAUUAUUAUCAGAAUACACAGGGCCUUAUUUUUGUGGUAGAUAGCAAUGACAGAGACCGAAUUGAGGAAGCUGCAAAAGAACUGCAGAAAAUGCUUGAAGAGAAUGAAUUGAGAGAUGCAGUGCUGCUUGUCUUUGCAAAUAAACAAGACUUGCCAAAUGCCAUGGCAGUCAAUGAAAUGACAGAUAAACUUGGCCUUCGGACUGUGCGUAACAGAAGUUGGUAUGUUCAAGCUACCUGUGCCACACAAGGAACUGGUCUGUAUGAGGGACUUGACUGGCUGUCAAAUGAGCUAUCGAAGCGCUAGCUGAAACUGGAAGAUUUUCGCACCAGGGAACUGCUUAAUAUAAGUGGUCUAGGCUUGUUGCAUCAAAAGAAGUUUGCAUCUUGGUUACUAUACAGUAUCUGGAACUGGUUUGGGCAGGUUAUUACAGUAUUUUGACUUAUUUUGUUGCCAAUUAUUGUUCACCAAGCUACAUGUUGCCAAGGUAAAAAUAAGCUUGGUUUUGAAAUUUAUUAGUGAAUGUAUCUUCAUGAAGACAGACUUUGUAAAUUCUUAAGACUGAAUGCUUUAAUGUUAUUGCUAAUUUGUGUAUACCUCUUGAAUUUUAAGUUUGUGGAACUCAUAAUAUGAAUGUGUGACAUUCUUUUUCAAUAGUUUUUUUGUACCUUGGAAUAAACAGAUCUCUAUAA
Molecule: messenger RNA, 961 nt
Organism: Anolis sagrei ordinatus
Lineage: Eukaryota; Metazoa; Chordata; Lepidosauria; Squamata; Anolidae
Product: ADP-ribosylation factor 4-like
Biological process (GO): intracellular protein transport; vesicle-mediated transport
Cellular component (GO): cytoplasm; plasma membrane
Molecular function (GO): GTPase activity; GTP binding
Source: RefSeq, a predicted model, not a curated record